AGAUAGUUAUUACACAAGGGAAAAUAUAAAAAAGUAUAACAUAACAAUUUUUUUGUACGUAGAUCAAUUAGUAAGAACAGAGUAUGUAUUUCAUAUGUACAUACGUAUCAACUUUGAAUUUUCAUACGUAUCAUUGAAUUGUAUACAUGAUGAAAUAUAUACCUUAUUAAUUCAUUGUUUUAAUGGUUUUAAAAAUGUUCGAUCGAACUUCGCGCAUGUUUAACAUUUGGUAGAUCACGUGAUUUAAUAUAUGAACGCAUACACUUGUUGCAUGUUGAUCGCGCGAUUUCAAAUAUUGUCAUAAAAGUAUCAGUAAAACAAAGAUUGUAACCAAAGUUUAACCUAAACACUGGUAGGAAUUGUAGAUAAUUACAUAUAUGUAUAUACAUAUAUACAAUGGUACAUGUUUGAAAGGUAUAUCAUAAAAAUUAUGAUUACAAUAAUAUAUGCAAUUCGUGUUAUGUCACUAAGUUAUCAUUGUAGUGUUUAAUAUAAUAUAUGUUAAACAACUGAUAUAUGUAUAUAAAUGUUUAUUUGAUUAUUUUGUAUGAAGAAAAAGGAGGUAAAGGAAUUAACAGUAACCAUGGCAGAUACGGUAUAUAAGUAUAUGAAAGUACAAAACAGACCUUAUAGUAUUAAUGAACUAGUAUCUAAUCUGCAUAAUGAAUAUGGAAAAUCAGCUGUACAAAAAGCCAUAGACAAAUUGAUAAAUGAGGGAAAAGUAUUUGAAAAAGUAUACGGGAAGCAAAAGGUUUAUUGUCCAGUCCAAGAUUCAAGCCACGACGUGGAAGAACUGAUGAGGAUAGAUAAAGAAUUACAAGUACACGCUAAUGAAGUUGAAACUAAAUAUCAGGAACUGGAUAAAGAAAUUAAAGUACAAGAAGCUUUACUGGUAUCAAUGAAGUCUAGUAUUACAAUUGCAGAAGCAAAGAAACAGAAAGGUGUGCUUGAAGAAAAUAUAAAGUUGUUAACCAAUAAGUUGGAUGAACUGAUGGAAGCAAGCGGUACCGAAGAUUUAACUGAAAGUAAAAGGAAAGCAGAGAAAGCAUUAGAUGAAUAUUCACGUGAAUAUGCGAAACGAAAACGUUUAUGUACGGAAAUUAUAGAUUGUAUCUUGGAAAAUUAUCCUGGUACUAAAGCUGAGUUAUACGAGGAAAUAGGGAUUGAACCAACAAUUAUUUAAUAACAUCAGUAUUGCUAUUUAUAAGUGUAAUAUAAUGUAUAUAAAAUAUGCAACUGUUUAAAUUAAUGACUAAUUGCUACUUAAUAUUUUUAAAUAUUUUUCUAUGAAUUUGCUACUGUGUUUAGUGUUAUAGUUAGUAUUGUAACUUAUGCACAAUGUAUUGAAAUUAUUGUUACAACUAAAUAUUUAUAAAAGUCAAUGUGCCUUAAUA
Messenger RNA from Osmia bicornis bicornis, 1394 nucleotides. RefSeq names its product homologous-pairing protein 2 homolog. The transcript is spliced from 3 exons. Gene Ontology annotation, cellular component: DNA recombinase auxiliary factor complex; condensed nuclear chromosome. Gene Ontology annotation, molecular function: recombinase activator activity; double-stranded DNA binding. The coding region runs from base 548 to 1183 and encodes 211 amino acids. NCBI's taxonomy places the organism in Eukaryota, Metazoa, Arthropoda, Insecta, Hymenoptera, Megachilidae. The record is from RefSeq and is a predicted model, not a curated record. Gene Ontology annotation, biological process: homologous chromosome pairing at meiosis; meiotic strand invasion involved in reciprocal meiotic recombination; meiotic joint molecule formation.